AUGGCCACUGGCAGCCAGAGCCCCUCAUCCCAGGAGUUGGUGACCUUCAAGGAUGUGAUGGUGGACUUCACUAAGGAGGAGUGGGGGCUCUUGGAUCCUUCUCAGAAGGAGCUGUACAAGGAGGUCACACUGGAGAAUGUCCAGAAUCUACUAUCCCUGGAUGUGGAGCCCAACAUUGAAAGGAAUCAGAUGACUAGAAAUCUGGGACGUUUUGUGGAAGAAUUUGACCUACAAGGAUUCAUGAAGGAUGGUCCCUGUGCCUUCACUAUGAGGGAAAUCCAUGUGUCUAACAUUGAAGUAGAUAACUCAGAAUCUGACUGUGAAUUGGAUGAAAGUAGAAAGAGAUUCAGUUCCACUCUUAGUAAGCAUCAGAGAAUCCACACUGGAGAGAAAUCUUAUAAAUGUAAUCACUGUGGAAAGGCUUUCAUAAGGAGAAACUAUCUUGCUUUACAUCAGAGAAUCCACACUGAAGGGAAAUCUUAUAAAUGUAAUCACUGUGGAAAGGCUUUCAUAAGGAGAAACUAUCUUGCUUUACAUCAGAGAAUCCACAUUGGAGAGAAAUCUUACAAAUGUAAUCAGUGUGGAAAGGCUUUCAUAAGGAGAAACUAUCUUGCUUUACAUCAGAGAAUCCACACUGGAGGGAAAUCUUAUAAAUGUAAUCAAUGUGGAAAAAGUUUCAUCCAGGCUGUAGAUCUUGCUGAACAUCAGAGAAUCCACACUGGAGAAAAACCUUAUAAAUGUAAUCUAUGUGGAAAGACUUUCACACAGAGAUCCAGUCUUACUACACAUCAUAGAAUCCACACUGGAGAAAAACCUUAUAAAUGUAAUCAAUGUGGAAAGGCUUUCACGCAGAAUAACAAUCUUGCUUUUCAUCAGAGAAUCCACACUAGAGAAAAGACUUAUAAAUGUAAUCAAUGUGAAAAGAUUUUCACAAGGAGAGACAGUCUUGCUUUACAUCAGAAAAUCCACACUGGAGAAAAGCCUUAUAAAUGUAAUCAAUGUGGAAAAGCUUUCAUAAAGAGAGAAUAUCUUGCUUUACAUCAGAGAAUCCAUACUGGAGAAAAGCCUUAUAAAUGUAAUCAAUGUGGAAAGGCUUUCAGAUAUAAUUAUAAGCUUGUAGAACAUCAGAGACUCCACACAGGAGAAAAGCCUUAUAAAUGUAAUCAAUGUGGAAAGGCUUUCGUAGCGAGAGACAGUUUUGCUUUACAUCAGAGAAUCCACACUGGAGAGAAACCUUAUAAAUGUCAUGUAUGUGAAAAGACUUUUACCCAGGGUUCAGGUCUUGCUUUACAUCAGAGAAUCCACUCUGGAGAGAAACCUUAUAAAUGUAAUCAAUGUGGAAAAGCUUUCAAAUGGAAUGCCAGUCUUGCUGAACAUCAGAGAAUCCACACUGGAGAGAAACCUUAUAAAUGUAAUCAAUGUGGAAAGACUUUCACACAGAGAUCCAGUCUUACUGAACAUUAUAGAAUCCACACUGGAGAAAAACCUUAUAAAUGUAAUCAAUGUGGAAAGGCUUUCACACAGAAUAACAAUCUUGCUUUUCAUCAGAGAAUCCACACUGGAGAGAAACCUUAUGAAUGUAAUCAAUGUGGAAAGGCUUUCAUAGCGAGAGCCACUCUUGUUUUACAUCAGAGAAGCCACACUGGAGAGAAACCUUAUAAAUGCAAUCAAUGUGGAAAGGCUUUUACACGAAAGACAAAUCUUACAAGACAUAAGAAAAUCCACACUGGAGAGAAACUUUUUAAAUGUAAUCAGUGUGGAAAGUUUUUCACACGGAGUGCCAGUCUUGCUUUACAUCAGAAAAUCCACACAGGAGAAAAGCCGUAUGAAUGUAAUCAAUGUGGAAAGGCUUUCAUAAGGAGAGACUAUCUUCCUUUACAUCAGAGAAUCCACUCUGGAGAGAAACCUUAUGAAUGUAAUCAAUGUGGGAAAACUUUUACACGAAAGACGAAUCUUACGACACAUCAGAGAAUCCACACAGGAGAGAAAACCUCAAAAAUUUAAUUAAUAUCAAAAGGCUUUCGUAAAUAGUCAUUCUUUCUUGACAUCAGAGAAUCUGCACAGCAGAAAAGCUUUAUAAAUGUAAUCAAUGUGAAAAGUGUUUCACAUGCAAGGGAGAUCUUAGGGGACAUCAGAAAAUCCACAUGGCAGAGAUACCUUGUGAAUGUAAUCAAUAUGGAAAGGUUUUUACAUG
This is a messenger RNA of Sarcophilus harrisii (Tasmanian devil), 2194 nucleotides long. Its product is annotated as zinc finger protein 420-like. The coding region runs from base 1 to 2004 and encodes 667 amino acids. The record is from RefSeq and is a predicted model, not a curated record. Gene Ontology annotation, biological process: regulation of immune system process; negative regulation of transcription by RNA polymerase II; regulation of cytokine production. The transcript has 4 exons. Lineage: Eukaryota; Metazoa; Chordata; Mammalia; Dasyuromorphia; Dasyuridae.